Messenger RNA from Dunckerocampus dactyliophorus (ringed pipefish), 1335 nucleotides. Its product is annotated as cytosolic 5'-nucleotidase 1A. Gene Ontology annotation, cellular component: cytoplasm; cytosol. Gene Ontology annotation, molecular function: 5'-nucleotidase activity; magnesium ion binding; nucleotide binding. The record is from RefSeq and is a predicted model, not a curated record. Gene Ontology annotation, biological process: nucleotide metabolic process; adenosine metabolic process. The transcript has 6 exons. Lineage: Eukaryota; Metazoa; Chordata; Actinopteri; Syngnathiformes; Syngnathidae. Bases 304 to 1062 code for a protein of 252 amino acids.
CAAUGUGAAAGGAUUUAUGAAAGAUAAAUAAAUGUUAACUACUUUUAAAUACACAUAAUUGUUUCAACAAAAUUAUAGGCGCAUUCAUGUAUAGGAGUUUAUUAAACUCCAGGUCUACACUAGGUGGUAGUAAUGAGAAGACACGCGCCAUUCAGGAAAAAGAAGAAGAAAAAAGGCGGAUGUCCUGUUGUUAAUGGUCGAACUUUUUCCACCAAGUUAGUUCGUUUUUAAGUUAAAGUUGGCGGUUUUAAGGUGAGCAAGACUGAAGUUUUACCUGUUUUGAGUGGAAAAGAGUGAGCAAAGAUGGUCUCCACCAUCCCCAACAUCGACGUGAGGCAGAAAGAUGCUGAUCAAGCCUUGGUGGUCGCCAUCUCGUCCUCUGCGGUGUUUGAGGCUUCUGAUGAUGGCGAUGGGGUGCACGGAGUGGGCGUGGCCUUUUCACUGCUGCAGGCUCUGCAGAGUGUGAAUCGACGUCUUCUGGCUGAAAAUCCUGAAGAGUCGCUGCUCUUUGACGUGCUUCUGAUCACCACGGACAGGAGGGAGCAGCAACAGAGCUCACGCAUCAUCAGCAGCACCAAACAUUACGGCUUGGAUGUCAGCAGGUUCUGUUUUUCCAGCCAGGACGACUUCAUUGAGAGUUUACUCCAAAAUAAUGUGCAGCUCUUCCUGUCGACAGAGCCAGAAGAAGCUUUACGUGUGUCCCAAGGAGGUGUUCUGUCUGCGCUGUUGGACCAGCAGAGGUCAUCGUGUCCAUCAGAGCAGCUCAGAGUCUUGUUCUGUGGUGAUGAUGAUGAUGGCGGCCUGGCCUCAGCAAACAGACAAGCUGCCCAGCGUUUCUGGUCUCAGUUGGGGGACAUACGACGAAGGUUCGGCAUCCUCGACAGUCCCCUCAGCAUCAUCGUGAUGACAUCCCACGGAGGGAGGGACAGCUGUGGCGAUGCCCUAAUGACGCUGCGUUCUCACGGAGUCAGCGCAGACGAAGCGUACUGCCUGGCAGGGGCACCGCGCGGCCCCAUCCUGUCCGUGCUGCGACCUCACUUCCUGCUCGGUGGCCUGCGGUGAUGAUGUUGCGUCGUCACAUGACUACCUCGCCAACAAGUUCUCACACGACCCUGAAUGUCACAUGUCGCUCAGGCUUAAAGGGACAAGCUUGCUUUUUUUUUUUUUUUAACAAAAUGUUUUAAUGAGCUCAUGACUGUCUUAUUUGUAUACGUAAAUACAUACUAUAUGUGUUACACAAAUAAUACUUUUAAUUUAAAUUGAUAUAUUUAUGCCCUCAUAUUUUCGCUCCAAUUUAAUAAAGUAUACAGAGGAAUAUUUGCUAAUUCUUUUAAA